CCCUCUGUUUAACCUUCUGCUUUCCAAACUGCAGUAAUAAACUAAAAUUGUCGAAUGCACUUCCAAAAUGGAAAAAAAAAUUUGCACCCAAUCAGGGGCCGAGAGCAGCGGCCAAUCACAGCCCGGGUUACAUUCUGAAUCCUGGCUUCAUAUAUCUCAAGGAUUCCUUGGCGAGGAAUCAGUCAUGUAAGGAGGUUGUGUUUUACAUUCCUCUCGGCUGUAUGUAUUUGCACGGAUGCAUGCAGAGGAGAUGCUAAUUUCACAGAAAGACCAGCCAGAAUUGGAAAAAAAAGGGGGCUGAGCAAGUGAUAGAUAUAGGGAGAGAAAAAAAAAAAACUACAAGCCCCCCUCUUCUCUCAAGUAACCUGGCAACACAGAAUCAGCAAUUCCAUACAGUUCUCCUUUUUUCUGCAUCUUGUCACCUCUAGCUGCUGCAGGCAAAUCGCAUAUCAAGGUGCCCAGGCUGGAUCCAUCAGCCGUGACAAAUGCAUUUCAAUUAGCAUCCAUCACAAUCCCCGGGCCAUAAAUUAGCCUUAAAAGUUCAUCAGUCGUCUUUUCGGCUUUUAAUUACGCUGGGAUGUCCUUUUCGGUGCGAUCGCGCUGGAUUAUAUCUGGGAGGUCUGGACCGGUUUCAGCAGUGGCUCGUUCUCGUAUAGUGUGACAAGUAGAAUCCUAUUAAGGACAUGAGAAGAUUUAUCUAUUGCAAAGUGGUCCUGGCCACGUCGUUGGUGUGGGUGCUGGUGGAUGUCUUUUUACUCCUCUACUUCAGCGAAUGUAACAAAUGCGAUGACAGGAAGGACAGAUCUCUGCUGCCUGCGCUGAGGGCUGUUAUUUCAAGGAACCAAGAAGGACCAGGAGAGCUGGGGAAGGCGGUGCUGAUCCCGAAGGAUGAUCAGGAGAAAAUGAAAGAAUUAUUCAAGAUCAAUCAGUUUAACCUCAUGGCCAGUGAUCUAAUUGCUUUAAAUAGAAGUUUGCCGGACGUGAGACUGGAAGGAUGUAAGACUAAAGUUUAUCCAGAUGAGCUUCCCAACACCAGCAUAGUAAUCGUAUUCCACAAUGAAGCCUGGAGCACUCUGCUACGGACCGUCCACAGCGUCAUCAACCGAUCCCCGCACCAUCUAUUAUCAGAAAUCAUUCUGGUUGACGAUGCAAGCGAGCGAGAGUUUCUGAAAACUUCAUUGGAAAAUUAUGUCAAGCAAUUGGAAGUUCCUGUUAAAAUUUUGAGGAUGGAACAGAGGUCAGGACUUAUACGGGCACGCCUUAGAGGAGCCAACAUAUCUAGGGGUCAAGUAAUAACUUUCCUCGAUGCUCAUUGUGAAUGCACCAUUGGCUGGUUGGAGCCUCUACUGGCUAGAAUUAAAGAAGACAGGAAAACGGUGGUUUGUCCAAUAAUCGAUGUAAUAAGCGAUGACACAUUCGAGUACAUGGCCGGUUCAGACAUGACUUACGGUGGAUUUAAUUGGAAAUUGAAUUUUCGCUGGUAUCCUGUUCCCCAGAGAGAAAUGGACAGAAGGAAAGGAGACCGAACGCUACCAGUAAGGACACCUACAAUGGCCGGGGGCCUGUUCUCCAUUGACAAGAACUACUUUGAAGAACUCGGGACUUAUGACUCAGGAAUGGACAUAUGGGGAGGAGAAAACCUAGAAAUGUCUUUUAGAAUCUGGCAGUGCGGUGGAUCUCUGGAGAUCGUAACGUGCUCCCAUGUUGGCCAUGUGUUUCGGAAAGCGACUCCUUACACGUUUCCUGGCGGAACGGGUCAUGUGAUCAACAAAAACAACAGGCGGCUCGCAGAGGUGUGGAUGGACGACUUUAAAGACUUCUUCUACAUUAUAUCUCCAGGUGUUGUCAAGGUGGAUUAUGGGGAUGUAACCGAGAGAAAAUCCCUCCGAGAAAGGCUCAAGUGUAAACCGUUUUCUUGGUACCUAGAAAAAAUCUAUCCAGACUCCCAGAUCCCAAGGCGUUACUUUUCUCUUGGUGAGAUCCGAAAUGUGGAAACCAACCAAUGUCUGGAUAAUAUGGGUCGUAAAGAGAAUGAGAAAGUUGGUAUCUUCAAUUGUCAUGGCAUGGGAGGCAACCAGGUCUUUUCUUACACGGCCGAUAAAGAAAUUCGCACAGAUGAUUUGUGCCUGGACGUAUCUCGACUAAACGGCCCAGUCAUCAUGCUCAAGUGUCAUCACAUGCGAGGUAACCAGCUCUGGGAGUAUGACUCUGAGUAUGCGGGUAAAUGGGAAUAUAAUUUUGAGCAUUUCGUACUGAGACAUAUCAACAGCAACCAGUGCUUGGACGAGCCUACAGACGACGAUAAAAUGGUCCCCACCAUGAAAGAGUGCAACGGCAGCCGGUCCCAGCAGUGGCUGUUACGUAACAUGACCUUGAGUGUAUAAAGCUGGAUGGCGAUGGUUGAGGCGCGCCCCCCGAUGUCACGUCUGAGGACCUUCAUUAUCAGCUAUAAGAACACUUGAAUGGAGAUGUCACUUUCUUCACUCUCACUGACAAAAAAUAAUUGAAAAACCUCUCGGAAUCCACCUGGGAGGACAGAAAUAGGACUUUUUCUAAUUAUUGUUCCGUUAACUAUACCUGACUCUACAUGCCCGCCGCAAAUUGUGUCUGUUUACCGGAGGAAUACGAAGGGCGCUCUGGAGGCUGUAAAUACCAAGACAUCCCAGAAUCCACUAUAUUUGUCAAAGAGAUUAAAUGAGAGAAGAUUCCAUAUAUUGUAAUGUAAAAGAAUAUUUUGUUACAAAAACAUAGGAUAUGAACUACACCCAAACACGUGCUUAAGUGAUCAUAGACAACAGUGACGUCCUCACAAGUCCACUUUCUAUUGUGUCUAAGGGAUUUUCGGGAUUUGUUAAGACAUGGUUGGGCUCGUGUAUAAAGAGCGUUAUGUGUUUGACACAUUACUUCUAAUUUCCCAUGACCCUGAUUCUAAAGAUUCCGAAGACAGUUUAAAAAGUUGUUUCUUCUUGAAACCCUAUAGGAAUGAUCUAGCCUAUUAUAUUGGUCUAUAGGGCAAACAUGUAGGGUAGUAGUUUGGGGUGGAUAUCGGUAUGUGCUCCUGGUGCUGUACACAGGGUUGCCACCAGGCCAAUAUAUAUCCCGAUCAAAAAGCAUAGAAGAGACACGGUUACCUGCACUCACCGCUAGGAUUCGGUAGGCCGACUCCGCUUCAACUGCUCACACGGACAUCACCGGUUCCAGACCUGAUGAAGGAGCUCUUCAACUGCUCACACGGACAUCACCGGUUCUAGACCUGAUGCAGGGCGCUCUGAGCGCCCUGCAUCAGGUCUGGAACCAGUGAUGACCAUAUGAGCAGUUAAAGCGGAGUUGGCCGACUGAAGCCUAGCGGUGAGUGCGGGUAACCGUGUCUCUUCUAUGCUAUUUGUAUUAAGCGACUUAGUUCUUUCUGGUUCCCAGCAACGCCAGACCUGCACACUCAGGACUUCGGUCUCCCGCUGUGAUAGAGGUACCGCAGCCAAGUGACCCUUACUACUUUAUAACAAUAGUGGCACUAUACCUUUGAAGAUUUAUAAAUCCCGUUCAGCUGGUAUUGACAUCAGUUGGCUGUGUGGGUAAUCACUUUUAUAAGGGCAUUGUUAUGCUUCCAAGACUUGACCUUGACAUGUCAACAGUAAGGGUGUACAUACCAUAGAGUAAGACCAUGUGGCUUCUAUGAGACCACCGGAUAGAGGUGGCCCCGUCCUGGUCGGUCCCAUUUUGGGUAACAAUGGUGCAAUAUCUUGAUCGAAAUGUCAGACUUCUUGCCAUAGUUUUGAUGAAUUCCCACCAUUUUCUAUCAUAUUUAGUUUGAUACAUGACUCCCUUCCACCAACAGUGUUGAAAAGAUUUAACUAUAGAGGCAGUUCAGUGAAAUCUAGAGUUUAGUUUGGUCCCUGGAACGCGCCAGUCCACUCGAUGUAAUGUACUGCUUGCUUUUUCUGGACCAACAAGAAUGUUUUGAAUUAAACAAGGAUACUGA
Molecule: messenger RNA, 3979 nt
Organism: Hyla sarda
Lineage: Eukaryota; Metazoa; Chordata; Amphibia; Anura; Hylidae
Gene: GALNT13
Product: polypeptide N-acetylgalactosaminyltransferase 13
Exons: 12
Coding region: 684-2384 (566 amino acids)
Cellular component (GO): Golgi apparatus
Source: RefSeq, a predicted model, not a curated record